AGACGACCCACGUUCAGUCGCCGCAAGGACGGUGUGCCAAUUUUCCCUUUGGAAACCAGUAAUUGCACUGCUAUUAUUCAUGAUCGUCCAUGUCCAAAAGUUAACGUUCCGACAAGAGAUCAGUUUUCACACGCGUGAAGUAAAACAUUUUUUGGUUCACGCCAAGCAGCAGGCUUUUCAUUGCGCGGAUCCACCUACAUCAUCUUGGUUGCGAGGUUCUACUUGAGAAGAUCAUGCCGCGACAGGUCCUGUUCAGUUUUGCUCCUUAGGGUUGCAGUGUAAAGGAAGUUCUCCGCCUGAAUCGAUGGCGAUGGCGCGUCAAGAGGCGGCGGACGACGGGCGGGCGCUACCGGUGAACACGCCAAAGUUCUGGGGGGACGAGCGCGCGAGGCUGGUGGAGUGCAUCGAUUCCGGGUGGAUAUCGUCGGAGGGUCCGUUCGUCAAGGAGUUUGAAACCGCGUUCGCGAGGCAGUGCGACCGCAAGUACGGAGUGGCGGUGGCCAACGGAACCGCCGCUUUGGACAUCGUAAUGCAGGUGCUGCAGGUCGGCCCGGGGGACGAAGUCAUUCUGCCCACGCUGACCAUCAUCAGCUGCAUUCAGCAGGUGGUCAAGUCCGGCGCGACACCCGUUUUGGUGGACUGCGAGGCGGGGGGCUACAAUUUCGACCUGGCCGCUGUGCGGGACCGCAUCACGGCAAAAACGAAGGCGGUGCUCGCCGUGCAUGUGUACGAGUACCCCGUGGACAUGGUCCGCCUGCUAGCGCUGGUGCAGGAGAAGGAGCGAGAAUUGCGGGGCGGAAACAAGAUCUACGUGGUGGAGGACUCCGCGGAACUGAUCGGGGGCCAGUUCCAGGGCCGGCCGUGUGGGAGCUUCGGCGACUUUUCCACGGUGAGCUUUUACCCCAACAAGCACAUCACGACCGGGGAGGGCGGGAUGGUGUUGUGCGACGAGCUGGAGUUGUGUGAGGCCGCGAGAAAGGUCCGGAACCUCUGCUUCGAUCCAGACAAACCUAGGUUUGUGCACGCGGACCUGGGGUUCAACUAUCGCAUGACCAGCCUCCAGGCGGCGCUGGGGCUGGCGCAGCUUCCCCAUUUGGCACAAGCGAUCGAGCGAAAGCGGGAGAUCGGGCGUCUGUACAACAAAUUCUUCCAGAACGAGAUGAAAGAAGUGCUGCCGUAUGUGCGAAUACCAAGCGAAACGGAUCAAUUUGGUUCCGAAAACAUCUUUUGGGUUUACAUGAUUGAGGUAUAGUGCUGCUUACUACCUUGUUCCUAAGCUGCUUUUCUGAACAUGGAAGGUGUUUGGUGAAGGGAAUAUUGACCAAUAGCAAGUUCUUGCAUCUCUUUCAGGCUGCAACUCGCGAUUUAGAUAGAAUCGGUGUGAGAAUUCCUGUUGGGCAAUCACGAUCACAGACGACCCCUUGGCUGGCCACAAAAUUAUUAUUUUUUGUUUUUGAAUUUGAAGCGAAGCACUUCUUUGCCAUCAGAUAACCCACCCGACUCUGACGGCGGCUGCGUUGAUGGCUUUACUGGGCAAAGCGAAGGUCGGGACGCGCCCUUGCUUUUUCCCGCUGCAUCGGCAGCCGGUGUUUAUCGGUGACGAUCCGAAGAGCCGCUACCACCAGCCGCAUUUUGUGGGUGCCCGGUUUCCUCACGCGGAGCGUUUGGCCGAGAAAUCGUUCUACCUGCCCAGCGGUCUCGCGCUCACAGACGAGGACGUGCGAAUUGCCUGUCUAAGAUUUCGAGAUGUGCUGCUGCAAGCAGUAGCGGAAACAUGA
Amoebophrya sp. A120 is the source of this 1778-nucleotide messenger RNA. The record is from the annotation of a GenBank genome assembly. Lineage: Eukaryota; Dinophyceae; Syndiniales; Amoebophryaceae.